Sphaeramia orbicularis (orbiculate cardinalfish) is the source of this 6912-nucleotide messenger RNA. Its product is annotated as myoferlin-like. Gene Ontology annotation, cellular component: membrane. Lineage: Eukaryota; Metazoa; Chordata; Actinopteri; Kurtiformes; Apogonidae. The transcript has 55 exons. Gene Ontology annotation, biological process: plasma membrane organization. The coding region runs from base 123 to 6356 and encodes 2077 amino acids. The record is from RefSeq and is a predicted model, not a curated record.
GGAUUCAGUGAUGGGGUGGUGAGGAUGGCAGAGCACCACAGUCAAGCCUAGACUGACUUCAUUGCAGUGUUUUUAUAUUGAUUUAAUCAUUUUUUGGGGUCAGUUUCCACCAAUUUGCUGCCAUGUUGCGGGUAGUAGUGGAAUCAGCUAAAGGGCUCCCUAAAAAGAAAGUUGGAAGUCCUGAUCCAAUUACAUCUGUGAUUUUUAAAGAUGAGAAGAAGAAAACAAAAUCAAUCGACAGUGAGGUGAAUCCGGUAUGGAAUGAGGUGCUUGAGUUCGAUCUGAAGGGCACUCCACUGGACUCCAGCUCCUUCAUAGACGUCAUUGUGAAAGACUAUGAAACGAUUGGGAAAGAUAAAUUCCUGGGGUCAACAAAAAUCUCUCUGAGAGACCUUGCAUCAGGUCACGCUAAAUCACUGCCAUCCAAAAAUGUGCCUUUGGUCAAUGAAAAUGGUCAAAAUAUUGGGGCUUCAAUUGAUCUUGUGAUUGGCUAUGAUCCUCCUGCCGGUGCUAUACCAAACCCCAAUGACUCUCAGGCAGGGGAUGCCACAGUAGAUGCUGGUGGAGGUGAGGAGGGGGAUGAGACUGUGCCAGACGGGGACCCUAGUGGUGGUGGGACUGCAGGUGGUCCCUCUCCUUCCGGUCAGCAUGUUAACCUCAGACAGAAAUUGGCCAGGAGUGCAAAGAACCGCCGCAGACUGGCCAAUAAACCUCAGGACUUUCAGAUCCGAGUUCGCAUCAUUGAGGCCCGUCAGUUGCCUGGCAACAACAUCAAACCAGUAGUGAAAGUUAAUGUGUGUGGACAGACCCAUAGAACAAGGAUCAAAAGAGGAAACAACCCUUUCUUUGAUGAAAUGUUCUUCUACAAUGUCAACAUGCUACCAUCUGAUCUGUUUGAACAGAAUAUCAGCUUUAGGAUCUAUAAUUCCUAUUCACUGAGGGCUGACAGUCUGAUGGGAGAAUUCAAGCUCGAUGUUGGAUAUGUGUAUGAUGAACCAGCCCACUGUGUCAUGCGGAAGUGGCUUCUUCUGAAUGACCCGGAAGAGUCCAGCUCUGGGGCUAAAGGCUACCUCAAAGUCACCCUCUUUGUUGUGGGUGCUGGAGACGAGCCCCCGGUGGAGAACAGAGAGUCGAAUGAUGACCAGGAUGACAUAGAGAACAACCUGCUGCUGCCGGCAGGGGUGACUCUGCGAUGGGCCACACUGUCACUGAAGGUGUUCAGAGCUGAGGAUAUUCCCCAGAUGGAUGAUGCAUUUGUCCAGUCACUGAAGGGAAUUUUUGGAGGGGAUGAAAACAAGAAGAAUCUAGUGGAUCCUUUCUUAGAGGCUCGCUUCGCUGGCAAAAAGCUGUGUACACAGAUCAUUGAGAAGAAUGCAAACCCUGAGUGGAACCAAGUACUGAAUCUUCAAGUCAAGUUCCCUUCCAUGUGUGAGCGCAUCAAAUUGACAGUGUUUGAUUGGGAUCGUGUAACUGGAAAUGAUGCUGUUGGCACCACAUACCUGAACCUGGCCAAGAUAGCCUCCUCUGGUGGAGAAGUGGAAGAGGAACAUGCGGGGAUGGGGGAAAUGACAUCCUAUGAAGCUAACACAGGAGAGUCUGAGGUGGGUUUUCUACCCGUCUUUGGACCUUGUUACGUAAAUCUUUAUGGCAGCCCCAGAGAGUUCACCGGUCUGCCAGACCCAUAUGAAGAUCUCAAUUUGGGAAAGGGGGAUGGAGUGGCGUACAGAGGCAGGAUUCUGGUGGAGCUGAGUACUAAACUGGAGGGAAAAGCAGACAAAGCAGUUGAUGGUAUCCCUAACGAUGACAUCCUCGUGGUGCAGAAAUAUCAGAGGAGGAGGAAGUAUUGCCUGUGUGCAGUUUUCCACAGCGCCUCCAUGAUACAGGAACCCGGAGAGCCAAUCCAGUUUGAGGUCAGCAUCGGUAACUACGGCAACAAACUGGACACUACCUGCAAACCAUUGGCAUCAACCACCCAGUAUAGCUGUGCUGUAUUUGAUGGUAACCAUUACUAUUACCUGCCCUGGGCUGGCACUAAGCCGGUCGUUGUGGUUAACUCAUUCUGGGAGGACAUCAGCCACCGCCUGGACGCUGUCAACAUCAUCCUCUACAUUACCAACCACCUGCAAUCCAACCUAGAGGUGUUUAAAACUGCUGUCUUGGCUAAAGUCUCUGACAACCAACUAGUGGAGGUGUGGCUGAAGUUGCUCAAUCAGUUGAUUGAAGAUCUAGAAAGUUUCCCAACUCCGGAGCUGGAGGGCCGCCCCAACCUGACAUCCUUAGACAUCCAGCUUAAGAAGCUGCGUGACAGUGCCUUAAAUACCAUCAAAGAAGGAGCAAAACGCAUGAGAGAGGAGGCCAGAGAGAUCAAGGAAACGCUGACUGACUUGGAGUCCUGGUUGGAUAAGCUUAAACAGCUGGCAGAAGAGCCCCAGAACAGCCUGCCUGACGUCAUCAUCUGGAUGCUUCGAGGUGAGAAGAGGGUUGCAUACAGUCGCAUCCCUGCUCAUCAAAUCCUCUUCUCCACAUACAGUGAGCAGGCCUGUGGUCAACACUGUGGCAAGAUGCAGACCGUCUUUUUACAGUACCCCAUGGAUAAAGCUAAGGGCUCGAAGGUCCCAGUUCAGAUAAGAGUCAACAUGUGGUUGGGUCUGUCUGCACAUGAGAAGAAGUUUAACUCCUUCUCUGAGGGAACCUUCAGUGUGUUUGCUGAGCUGUAUGAGAACCAGGCCAAAGUAUUUGGGAAGUGGGGAACCACAGGACUUGUUGGGCGCCACAAAUACUCAGACGUAACAGGCAAGCUCAAGCUGAAACAAGAGUACUUCAUGCCCCCCAGAGGAUGGGAGUGGGAAGAAGACUGGUUUAUCGACCCAGAGAAGGCACUGCUAACAGAAGCUGAUGCAGGACACACUGAAUUCAUGGAUGAGGUCUUCCAAAAUGAGACGCGCUUCCCCGGUGGAGAGUGGAAAGCUGCCUCUGAGCCCUUCACCGAUGUGAAUGGAGAAAAGAGUCGCAACCCUGGAGAAUUUGAGUGUCCUCCUGGUUGGAUGUGGGAGGACGAGUGGACGGUAGAUGACAACAGAGCUGUCGAUGAUCAGGGGUGGGAGUAUGGAGUGACCAUUCCACCAGAUGACAAGCCUCGGUCCUGGGUCUCUGCGGAGAAGGUUUACCACGUCCACCGCAGGAGACGACUGGUUCGACCCCGGAAGAGGGCCGCAGUUCCAGCAGGAUCAGCUGCAGAGAGGCGGGACCAAGGUGAUCCAGAGGGCUGGGAAUUCUCUUCUCUGAUUGGAUGGAAGUUUCACCAAAAGGAGCGUUCAUCUGACACAUUUCGUCGAAGGCGCUGGAGACGGAAGAUGGCACCAGAGGACCGUCUGGGAGCAUCUGCUAUCUUCCAACUGGAGGGGGCGCUUGGUAUUGAUACUGAGGAGAAAGAGAAGGGUUCCAAAGGAGACACCACCAAACUGUUUGGUGCCAAUACACCCACUGUGUCCUGCUCCUUUGACACAUCAUACAUGUACCAUCUUCGUGUCUAUAUUUAUCAAGCAAGAAACCUGGCAUCUAUGGACAAAGAUAGUUUUUCUGAUCCAUAUGCACACAUCUCCUUCUUGCAUGUCAGUAAGACAACAGAGAAGCUGCAAGCAACACUGAACCCCACCUGGGACCAAACUCUGAUUUUCAAUGAUGUGCAAAUUUACGGAGAUCCCCAGAGCAUUGCUAGCCGCCCUCCUGAUGUUGUGAUGGAGUUCUAUGAUCAUGACCAAGUGGGCAAAGAUGAGCUGCUGGGCCGUAGCGUUUGUCGCCCAAUGGUGAAGCUAAAUCCAGGAAUGGAGCAGACACCUAGACUGCUGUGGCAUCCCAUCAUCCAGAAGGGCCAGAGGGCAGGGGAGGCACUGGUGGCUGCUGAGCUCAUCCUUAAAGACAAGUCAGGUGAGACAGAUCUUCCUCUAGUUCCCCCAAAGAGAGCAGAGAACCUUUACAUGGUUCCUCAGGGUAUCCGGCCCGUGGUGCAGCUCACAGCUGUGGAGAUUCUAGCCUGGGGUCUGAGGAACAUGAAGCCUUUUCAGCUGGCCUCAGUGUCCUCACCCAGCCUGGUGGUGGAGUGCGGUGGACAGCGAGUGGAGUCAGCUGUCAUCAAGAACAUGAAGAAGAGCCCCAACUUCCCCACCUCAGUGCUCUUUAUCAAAGUGCUUCUUCCUAAGGAUGAGAUGUACACCCCUCCGAUUGUGCUGAAGGUGAUCGAUCACCGUCCGUUUGGCAGGAAGCCUGUGGUGGGUCAAUGCACCAUCACCUCUCUGGAGGAGUUCAGAUGCGACCCGUAUGUCAUCACUGCAGAAGGAGCCAUGUCUUCUAAAAUGGCUCUGAUGGCGGCCACCCCUUCCAAACAUCUCUCUAUUAACAUGGAGGAAACAAGACCACUUCUAGAAGCUCAGUUUAUGUACAGCAUGUCGGCUGCUGUCGACAAAAUGGCUUCUCCCACUUCCUCCCACUUUCAUGUAGAAAAGGAAAAGGAGACAGUUGACUGGUGGAGUAAAUUCUACGCUUCAACUGGAGACCAGGAGAAAUGUGGCCCUUACCUCAAGAAAGGAUAUGAUACGCUUAAAGUGUAUGACUCUGAUUUGGAGAGUGUCCCAGAAUUCAAAGGUCUGACUGAUUUCUGCGACACCUUCAAACUACUGCGAGGCAAGAAUGAAAGUGGGGAUGAUGACCCUACUGUGGUUGGAGAGUUUAAGGGUUCAUUUAAGGUGUACCCUCUGUCAGAUGACCCUGGUGUUGCUGCUCCUCCCCGCCAGUUCAGAGAACUGCCUGAAAGUGGUCCUCAGGAAUGUCUGGUUAGGAUUUAUGUGGUUCGGGCCAUUGAUCUUCAGCCCAAGGACAACAAUGGCAGAUGUGAUCCAUAUAUAAAGAUAUCCCUGGGAAAGAAAUCAAUUGAUGACCAAGACCAUUACCUGCCCAACACCACCAGCCCAGUGUUUGGAAGGAUGUUUGAGAUGACAUGCUUCCUGCCCCAGGACAAGGACCUGAAAAUCUCAGUGUAUGACUAUGAUCUCCUGAGCCGAGAUGAGAAAGUUGGCGAGACGGUGAUUGACCUGGAGAACCGCUUCCUGUCCCGGUACAACUCCUACUGCGGCCUGCCACAAACCUACUGCAUCACAGGGAUCAAUCAAUGGCGAGACCAGUUAAAGCCAUCUCAGAUCCUGGACAACCUGGCUCGGCUUAAAGGCCUGUCCAGACCUCGAACUGAAGACAACGGCACAUCAUUGACCUUCAAUGGCAAAGAGUAUACACUGGCUGAGUUUGAGGGCACCAAGGAAAUUCAUCAGCACCUGGGUCCGCCCCGAGAACGACUCUGUCUGCAUGUGCUGCGAACACAGGGUCUUGUCCCUGAACAUGUGGAGACCAGGACACUUUACAGCACCUUCCAGCCAAAUCUGUCUCAGGGAAGGCUUCAGAUGUGGGUGGACGUUUUCCCCAAAAGCAUUGGCAUUCCUGGACCUCCCUUUGACAUCACACCACGGAAGCCUAAGAAGUAUUUCCUGCGUGCGGUCAUCUGGAACACCACUGAUGUCACACUAGAUGAAACCAGCAUCACAGGAGAACACAUGAGCGACAUCUACGUCAAAGGGUGGAUGCCUGGGAUGGAGGAGGACAAGCAGAAGACCGAUGUCCAUUACAGGUCUCUGGACGGUGAUGGCAACUUUAACUGGAGGUUCGUCUUUGAGUUUGAGUACCUGCCUGCGGAACAACUCUGCCUCGUGUCCAAGAAGGAACACUUUUGGAGUCUUGAUAAAACAGAAUUCAGGAUUCCCCCCAAGCUGAUUAUUCAAAUAUGGGAUAAUGACAAGUUCUCAUUGGAUGAUUAUCUUGGUAUGGUGGAGCUGGAUUUGCGUAACCUGGUUCCCCCUGCCAAGACCCCAGAGAAAUGCUCCCUGAAGAUGAUAGAUGAUGUGGAAAUGGGCACACCACACAAGAUGGAGCAGGCAAAGUCUCUGUUUGCUCAGCAGUCUGUCAAUGGAUGGUGGCCUUGUUUCAUUGAACAGGAAGGAAACAGGGCCCUGGGUGGCAAAGUGGAAAUGACACUGGAGAUUGUAAGUGAAGCAGACGUAGAUGAGAGACCUGCAGGAAAAGGCCGAGAUGAACCCAACAUGAAUCCAAAACUGGACCCUCCCAAACGCCCAGAAACCUCCUUCUUUUGGUUCACCAACCCAUGCAAGACCAUGAAGUUCAUUGUAUGGCGAAGGUUCAAGUGGCUCUUCCUUGGUCUCCUCAUUCUGUUAAUAGUGGUUCUGUUUGUGGCCAUCCUGUUGUACUCUUUACCGAACUACAUCUCAAUGAAGAUAGUCAAACCAAAUGUCUAAAAUAACUCUGGAGGACAAAUCCGCAUCUGCAAGAUUACAGGAACUGGAAAACCACUGCAAAAUGAGUGACAUGUUUUUUUAUGCUUUUAAUUGAAUGGGAUGGGAACUAUGCACAUUUGCACUAUAUAUUUACACACUUACUUUACCAUAAACACUCGACCCACACUGCACUAUUGUGACAGACAAAACCAUGAAUGCUUAGAAAAUAGAAAUCCCUGUGCACUAUCAAGUAAUCUCAUGGAUACAUUUUACAGUCUCCAAAAGUUGGACAGAUUGACUCUUCUGUGGUGCUUUUAAAGUGUCAUUUGUGGUUAUUUUUUUAUGGAUCGCACAAUAUUUUAAGUGUUUAGAGUAGUCUAGUAUACUUGGUGUAGAGAAGACCAAAAAACCCAAGUAUUAUAUUGUAAAAUGGUUCUAUUCGAUUGGAUUAAUGUACAGGACUUUCUAUUUUCUUCUCACUCAGAGCAAAUGACAGUUAAGUUACCACCGGUGUCAAGUGUGCCUGUGUUUUUGUAUGUUCACAUAUCUUGUAAAUUAAAAAAAUAUUAAGCUUCAA